GCAUGUUUCUGAAAUGGAGGAGGUGUCAGGUUAAUAUCAAAAUUUGCUUUUAAUUAACCGGCAGUGCCUAACUAACAUCGAGCUAACCCCGCUUCACUAACACACUGGGAUAACCGUGGAUUUUCAACUUGACAGAAGAGGAGGUGCCAUUGGUAUGCGCGAGCUGUCUAAAUGUGAUUGAGGACGACGAGUUUCUGCAGGCCCUUCACACCGAAUGGCACACCGAUUGUUUUAGGUGCUCUGUGUGCGAUGUGUCGCUGAACAGUUGGUACUUCGAGAAGGAUGGGAUGCUGUUCUGCAAAAGCGACUACUUGUCGAGCUACGGCGAGGCUUGUCAAAACUGCGCCAACAUCAUUACCGGUCCGGUUAUGGUUGCAGGGGACCACAAGUUCCACCCCGAAUGCUUCUGCUGUGCUAGCUGCAAUGCGUACAUUGGUGACGGCGAUUCAUACGCCCUAGUGGAACGGUCCAAGUUGUACUGCGGCUCUUGCUACAAGCACCACAUGAAGCCGCUGUCGAAGCACACCGCCCUGGGCAAGCAGCCCCACAGCAUCCAGCUGCUGGAGAUCCCCGUGGGAAGCACCAGCGCCCGCAGCAUCAAGCUCAGCGCCCCCUGCUUCGGGAUACACGCCGGGGUACACAUCGCCGACCUGGACAUGAACCCUGACCUCAUGUCAUUGCACAUUGGGGACAAGAUCCUGGAGGUGAAUGGAACUCCCCUCAAGCAUCAGUCGCUGGAAGAGAUCGAGGACCUGAUCAAGUCCACAAACAAAGUGCUGCAGCUGACAAUCGAGCACGACCCCAGCAAUAUCUCAAGGUGUGCGGCCCUUCUGUGUCCACCACGGAGGAAAGCCCUAAGCGACAAGGAGCGCCGGUACAAGAAGAAGGAGGAGAGCAGUGGUAGCAGUGGUGCCCGGUCGCGCCAGCUCAAGAGGACAAGUGGAGUCCGAGAGCGGUCUUCCUCCCUGCCUCGUCUGCUAGUCAGUGACCCCGCUGCGUGCAGCAGCCAGCCAACGUACGACCUGAGUCGUACCAAGUCGUUCCGCAUCGAGCCAAAGAACCAGAGGAUCUUCCGGGCGUCCGACCUGGUGCAAGGGAAGCUGCUGGGAAAGGGCUUCUUCGGCCAGGUGUACCUGGUGACCCACCGGGAGACCGGGGAGGUGAUGGUGCUGAAGGAGCUGCACCGGCUGGACGAGGAGGCCCAGCGCAACUUCCUCAAAGAGGUGGCGGUGCUGCGGUCCCUGCACCACGACAACGUGCUGCGCUUCAUCGGGGUGCUGUACCGGGACAAGCGGCUGCACCUGGUCACGGAGUACGUGAGCGGGGGCUCCCUCCGGGCCCUGCUGCACGACUCCUCCGAGCCCCUGCCCUGGGAGCAGAGGGUCGGCCUGGCCAGGGACAUUGCCGCCGGCAUGUGUUAUCUGCAUUCCAUGAACAUCAUUCACAGGGACCUAAAUUCGCACAACUGCCUGGUUAAGGAGGACCGAACGGCAGUGGUGGCAGACUUUGGCCUGGCCCGCAUCAUGAGUGACCAGCCGGGCCAGCCAUCGGGGGGACGGCGGUAUGCGCCGGGCAACGCCAAGCGCAGCCCGGUGGCCGCGGGGGUGCCCAAGAAGCAGGAGCGCAAGAAGCGCUACACGGUGGUGGGCAACCCCUACUGGAUGGCCCCCGAGAUGAUGACGGGCAAGAAGUAUGACGAGAAGGUGGACAUCUUCUCCUUCGGCAUCGUCCUCUGCGAGAUCAUUGGCCGGGUGCAAGCGGAUCCGGACUAUUUGCCGAGGAGCAACGAUUUUGGGCUCAACACGGUGGUGUUCAAGGAGAAGUUUUGUGGCAGCUGCCCAGAGCCAUUCUACCUCAUCGCCUUCCUCUGCUGCGACAUUGACCCGGAGAAAAGGCCCUCCUUCGAGCUGCUGCAGAAGUGGCUGGCAGGCAUCUCGCUGCAUUUGCUCGUGAACAGCCCACUACCGCAGGAACUGCUCAGCGACAUUGCCAACUUUGCGGGCAUGCCGUCGCCCGGAUCCUCUCCGUCGGCCGAGUCCACGCCGGAGUCGCUCACUCCGCCCGAGUGCCGACGUUCCCCACUGCGGACCAUCAGUGAGCAGGCGCUGGACUCUCCGCGCUCUUCCUUGGAGCUGGACUGAAGCCUUGCUAAUGUUCUCGUCGAGUUUUUGUGUUUUUUUUUGUUUUCACCUGUUUUUGUUUGUCUGUGUGUGUGUUUUUUUUCUGGUGUGUGUGUGUGUGUGAAGAGAGGGAGAUUCUUUCCGUUUUUUGGUUACAAACUCUCGAGUGAACUUUCGAAGGGGGUCGAGGAAACGCCCGUGAAGAGUGCGCAAGGGUUGAAACGUCCGGAGCCGUGCAGCUCCGUGGUGAUUGGCGACCCUCGCGCGGUCUUCCUUUCUGCAUUACAAUUUUUUUUUUUUUUGAAUAGUGGGCCAAAAGGGAAUCUAUACAUCCCACUUGUAAUUACUUGAACUGAUUCCUGAUUUUAUGGUUUUCAUCGUUUGUCUCUGCCUUUGGUCUCGGAUCUAAAUCCCCUUUUCUCAUUUUUCGAAAAAGGAGAUAGGAAUUUUUUUUUCCUCUUACAUUUGGUUGUUUGGUAGGAAGUUUUAAAUUUGAUUUUCUUGUCUGCAUAUCAUGUCCAGACUUUUGUAAUAUACGAAUGAGGAAAACAGAACAUAGAACAUAGAAGAGAUAAACAUGAAUGUCUGUCGUCUGUUUUUGUCCCCUCUAUGUUCUGUUCUCAUAAUUAUUAAGGAACAGACCAACAAUGCCAAGCUGUUCUUUUUGUCAUUUUUUUCCCCUAAAGCUCUCUGCCAAAUGCCAGCUAAAUUUUGUAGUGUAAACACACAGAAACCACAUUUCCAGUCUUUAAAUGUGCUGUGGGGGCAGAAAAAAAAUUUUUUUUUUCUUCAGGUAAUAUUUGGUUUGUUAGGUUGUCUAAGCAUGACAUUAAAACCUCUAAGCGGAUGUGGUGCCAUUUAAGGUUAUUUCAUUGAUAUUUUAAAGAUGAUUGAUUCUACAGUUAGUGCAGUCUUUUGAUUUGCCUUUUUUCCGAAUGAUGCGUUUUAUGGCUCACUUCAAUGCUGCAAGUACCUCAACAGUCCAUGCAUGGUCAUUGGGAGGGACAGAAGGAUUUCUUCUUUUCAAUGCAGCCUAAAAGCUGUUUCAUGGUUCAUUUAGGUUUACUUUAGCUGUGUGGAGAUAGCACGGGCCAACUUCCUUGUAGAUGCAAACAACCCUGUGGUAGCUUUUCUGCUAAUACCUAAGGGCAAAUGAGGGUUUAGAAAGUUUUUUUGUUUAUUUAUUCACAUAGCUUGUCUAUUUUUCAUUGGAGGUAUAUAUUUCUUAAUGCUGAUUUUUAGACUGAAAUUAGAUAUCAAAUAUAUUUCCUAGGGUAGAUAGCGAUGUUGAACGUCCUUCCUAUCUUGAAGGUCAUUAGAGUGAUCUCUCGUUGAGAAAUGCUUGCUUUUGAUUAUUUGUGGUACUUUCCAAGGGUCUGGCAUAUUUCAUAAAGCAAUAGAAUGUUAAAGCUGAUAUCUUGUUUUAAUAAAUAUUGUAUUUUGAAAAAGGAAGAAUGGACAAAAACUGCACCAAGUUACAGCUGAUUAAUUUUUUAUCCUUCCUGUUUAACGUGAGAACUCGAACUUUAAGCCACAUUUCAGUUACUGCAGAACACAACAAUAUAGUACCAAGUUGACCGAAGUCUGUUCCUGAUGACGUUGUCAAGACCUUGUAAAGCAAUGACAUUUUACCAAAAAAGAAAUGAAGUUGUGAAAAUCUCAUUUGAAGUGUUUGCUUGCCCUAUGUCAGGCCCUUUGACACUUAUAACUUGCUGGUUUUUUUUAAUAGCGAGGGACUGUAUUGAAUUUUUAUAUCUUAUGAGGAGAUACUCUGAACCUCAAAUAUUGCAUUUUGAAAAACACAAUGAACAGUGUUGCAAUUCUUUUGCUUUUUUUAAUAGCCACGUCCUUUCUUAACAACCUCGAGUUACUAUGCGUGCCAGGGGUGUUGGAUUCUAAGCUCUGCUCCGUUUACUGUUUUGAUAGAAACUACUAGGACAUUUUGAAAGCAUACGACAUCUUAGAAGUGCCGCGUUUCUGGUUGAGCACUCGCACAAAAAUCAAAACGCCCGCGUGGUCGAAUGGGGAGUGAGAAAUGACAGGGAUGCAAGUCUGGGAGUUUUGCGGGUCCUAAUCGUGUUUUUGUACAAACUGUAGAGUGACUCAAUGUUGACGACCAUUUGGUCAGCAUUUGUGCCUAGAUGUUGGGAUGCAAGAUUCCAUUGGAAGAAGUUCUUCUUUUCAAAAUUGAAAGUCAAGUUUGAUUUGCGUCUUUUUUCUUUCAUCUGUGCAAUGCACAUUAAGUGAGGCGUACCGCCUGUUUCCAUUGAUUUUGUCAUUCCGUUUUCUUGUUUUUUUUUUGUUUUUUUUUGUCACCUGUCUCAUAGUGAGCUUUAAAAGUGCACAAGGGUCCAUGUAUAUAUUCACCCUGCCUUCAUUCUCCAAGUGUAGCAGCAGCCUUUGUUCUUCCCAAGAGUGCUUUUGAAAUGGCCAAAGACACUUUUGAAGGGCAAGUUUGGAGUCUUCACAUUCUACUAUAGUGCCAGGAAUCUGUCAGUGCUAUACCUGUCUUUAUCAUUCCAGCCCUCAGUGGAUGUGAGGAUGAAAAGCAAAAAGUUUCUAUAUUUUAUGUGCUUUUUUGCAAAUAAUUUAUUUUUUGUCUAUCUUUUCUAAAAAGCAGUUACCUGUACAUAACAUAUAAGUUAUUUGCUCUAUUGAUUGUGUCUGACUGUACUUAUUGUAUGAGCUGUGCUGAGUUAUUUGUAUGUGUACUGUUCUUUGUUUUGUGCAUUCUUUUCCGAGUGGAAGCAUUGUUUUGCGUGAUUCGCCACCUGCAAAUUUGGUGGAUUUGGGCAUGUCAUUGCUCUCUUUAUUAUCUCGGAGCAAUACUGGCCUUGGUUUUCGAUGUCUCACGGGCAAGAAGUGCUUUUCUAUGGACUUGGUAGUUGAAGCUCAUUUUGUGCUUCAGGUUGCUAUAAUCACGACUGCAUGCGAGUUGCGGAGUAGCACUACUUUCUACAAACAUUGAUGAGUCACACAUUGUGUAGCUAAAGCUAUGGAGGACAUCUUCACUAUUUUUACAUGGAUUCAUUUUCCUGUAGAUUUUUAUAAUUUUUUUUAAAUUUUAUGGUAUAUAAUUGAGAGCAACCAGCACAUUUUGGAGUUGAAUCUCGUAGCUUGGCCGGAGUGGCAAGAGAAAAAAGUAUGGCAUGCUAUGAUUCUCGCGACAGCUGUUGUAGGCCAUUCAGAAAGUUAUAAUGUCGAGGCUUGCUUGCCACGUUUCCGGUGCCCGAGUGCGAGAAAUUGAAGCCAGUCUGUACGAGAUUGAGACGUGCAUGAGAAACCUUAGCGGAAGCUCCUUAUGUAAAAUCCAGGAUGUCUUGACAAUUGAUUCGAUACACUGCCAGAGAAUGUAGUUACAGGCAAAACCUUGAAUGUCUAGAAAUGUGAAAAACAAGACAAAUCUUGAAGAAUGUAUAGAACUUUCAAAUAUCCUUUUUAGUUUCUCGGCAUGUGACGGGCAUCCUGUUGCCUACUUUGCACCUUGUGGGCUUUGUAUUGGCCAAUCUGGUGUUCAAAAAUUAGGAAAUCAAAAGGUGAGCCCAGGUUCUCCAGCAGCAAAUUGCAGAUGCGAUUCACUAUUGUGCAAACCCAUCGUGAUUUGUCAAGGUGUUCAAGUAAAGACACCAAAUGCUGCAUGGGAGUUACCCAUAAUUUUUUUUUUCUUGUGUUGUUUGAUUGGAGGAAGUUCUUUUGAAACAUUGCUAUCCCUCAAGCUGUUUACAUUGAUACCGAUCAACUCAAAGUGUUGUCACUGAUAGGAUAUCUAUGCAUGUGUUCAAGAGAGGCUCGAUUGUAAUUGCAUAAAAUUGCGUCUGUUGGUGAUACUCUCACAGUUGUUUUUGCAGCACAGUAUGCAUAAGGGUAAGGCAUACUUGAUAAAAUGAAAUCAAAAUUUAAAAAUUGCUGUUUCUUUAGUUUCUUUUGUGAAUCGAGAAAAAAUUGUAUGAAAAUCGUCUUUAUUGUCUUGGCAUUGCGGUCAAUAAAAAUGUCUAGACUGGAGUUAG
Molecule: messenger RNA, 6127 nt
Organism: Ixodes scapularis (black-legged tick)
Lineage: Eukaryota; Metazoa; Arthropoda; Arachnida; Ixodida; Ixodidae
Gene: LIMK1
Product: LIM domain kinase 1
Exons: 13
Coding region: 288-2141 (617 amino acids)
Biological process (GO): protein phosphorylation; actin cytoskeleton organization
Cellular component (GO): nucleus; cytoplasm
Molecular function (GO): protein serine/threonine kinase activity; ATP binding; protein binding
Source: RefSeq, a predicted model, not a curated record